Molecule: messenger RNA, 898 nt
Organism: Pelobates fuscus (common spadefoot toad)
Lineage: Eukaryota; Metazoa; Chordata; Amphibia; Anura; Pelobatidae
Product: aquaporin-7-like
Exons: 6
Coding region: 20-898 (292 amino acids)
Biological process (GO): water transport; glycerol transmembrane transport
Cellular component (GO): plasma membrane; basolateral plasma membrane
Molecular function (GO): water channel activity; glycerol channel activity; urea transmembrane transporter activity
Source: RefSeq, a predicted model, not a curated record
GCCGUCUACAAAAAGCACCAUGAAGACACCCGUUGCCAUGAAGAUUCGGAGCAUGAUUUCAAUUCGCAACAAGUGGGCACGGGAAGCGUUUGCGGAAUUAUUAUCAACUUUUAUCAUGAUGCUGUUUGGUCUAGGUUCCGUAGCCCAGGUGGUUCUUGGAAAGAAAGAAUUUGGACAAUAUUUGAGCAUUAACUUAUCCUUUGGAUUUGGGGUCACAAUGGGAAUCCAUGUUGCUGGAGGGGUGUCUGGAGCCCACAUGAACUGUGCCGUUUCCCUAACAAACUGCAUUCUGGGAAGGCUGCCAUGGAAGAAACUCCCAAUGUACAUGCUGGCCCAAAUCUUCGGUGCAUUCCUUGCUGCUGCAGUGGUGUUUUGUCUUUAUUAUGAGGCACUGCACACCUAUUGUGAAGGAAAUUUCACAGUCACGGGACCUUUGGAAACAGCCAGCAUAUUUGCUACGUAUCCUCAGCCUUACCUGUCUAUUGGGGGUGGUUUCCUAGACCAGGUGGUGGGGACAGGAGCCCUGCUAUUGUGUAUCCUGGCCAUCAAUGAUAAGAAGAAUAGCCCAGCUCUGAAUGGCACUCAGGCAGUGGUAGUUGGACUCUUGGUUACGGUCAUUGGUAUGUCCAUGGGAAUGAAUUCCGGAUAUGCCAUUAACCCAGCCAGGGAUCUUGGGCCACGGAUCUUCACGGCCAUAGCUGGCUGGGGAAUUGAAGUCUUCAGAGCUGGGAACUACUGGUGUUGGGUACCCAUAGUUGCUCCUCUGGUUGGCAGCCUGACCGGUGCCCUUCUCUACCAGCUCUUAGUUGGACUGCAUCAUCCGCCAAGUGAGGAAGUGACGAAGGUAUACGAGAUGGAAGCAGGGACUUCAGAGACAGCAACUUGUGAAUACAUGUGA